Juglans microcarpa x Juglans regia is the source of this 3199-nucleotide messenger RNA. Its product is annotated as BEL1-like homeodomain protein 1. The transcript is spliced from 4 exons. Lineage: Eukaryota; Viridiplantae; Streptophyta; Magnoliopsida; Fagales; Juglandaceae. The record is from RefSeq and is a predicted model, not a curated record. The coding region runs from base 459 to 2627 and encodes 722 amino acids. Gene Ontology annotation, biological process: regulation of transcription by RNA polymerase II. Gene Ontology annotation, molecular function: RNA polymerase II cis-regulatory region sequence-specific DNA binding; DNA-binding transcription factor activity, RNA polymerase II-specific.
UUCCAAUUUUUUUUUAUCUUAUAUUUUAUUAAUUUCUUUUGGUUGUGAUCUUUGAUGGGUUCUGUGUCGGUCUAAAUCAUUUAAAUCCUUAAAAUAAUGUUCUCUCUCAUUUCUCUAUCGAUAUAAACACCAUAAUUACAUAUUCCGCAUCUUCUUUCUCUUCAUUCCAUUCCCAGAGUCUAUGAAGAUUGAUGAUAUAUACAGCUUAAUUAUUUGUCAUGAACUAGAGCUUCACAUCAGAGUUUUCAAGUUUUUCUUUUGAUGGGUUUUGUAAGAAAUGCUUACGGAUCUUUCGUGGAUGUGAUGGAUUCAUCAUCAGCUUUUCUCUUGCUUUUCAGCAGGAUGUAUCCGUACGACCGCAUCAGUCAGAAACCGCAUCAACGAUCGAGUUUAAAGCAUUCAAAAAUGGGCUGAAUUCAUAACGCUCCAAAUUUUCUGUUAUCUUUUCGUUCAAAUCCAUGGGGACGUACUUUCAUGGGAGAUCAGAAUUCCAAGCCGCCGCGGAUGGGCUUCAGACACUUUACCUCAUGAACCCAAACUACGUACCCUACUCUGACAACCAAGACCACCACCAUCCAGCAGCCAACAUGCUUCUCCUCAACCCCGCCGGCAACGCGCUCAACUCUGCUACCCUAUCGCACGCGCCACCCCCUAGCCAACACUUUGUCGGAAUCCCACUGAUUCCCACGAACAAUUCAGAAGAUCCAAACCGUCCAUCCAUGCUAGCUCCGCAUGAAAUUUCAGCCCUCCAUGGCAUCGCCACCUCUCGUGUUCACUACAACUUAUGGGGUCCGGUGGAUCACGCGGCUUCCGUGACAGCGGCGAGCAGCUCCGGCGGCGGCGUGGAAGUUGCGUCGCAGAUGGGUUUUGGGGGACCUACUCAGCAGGGUUUGUCACUUAGUCUGUCUUCGCAACAGACGGCUGCGUAUAAUAGGUCACUUUCGGGUACUGAGCCUCGUGAUCAUGUUGCAGCAAGGCAUGCUCAUAUUCAGGGUAUAUCGCCGACAAGUGGGGAGGAUCUGCUUGCGUCAGGGAAUUCUCCAUCGUCCGUAUCGGCCGUGUCAAACGGAAUUCCGGGCAUGCAAAGUGUUGUUUUGGGCUCAAAGUUCUUAAAGGCUGUACAGGAAGUUCUUGAUGAAGUUGUAAACGUUGGAAAGGGAAUGAAAGUGGCCUCCUCGCUGGAGGGGACCAAAGAGAAGAUGAAGAUGAAUAAUGAACCUACGGAUGCGAUACAAGAUAUUGGUCAUGGGGAAAGUAGUUCUAAACAAGCGGCUGAGCUCACCACGGCUCAGAGACAGGAGCUCCAGAUGAAGAAGGCAAAGCUUGUUAACAUGCUUGAUGAGGUGGAGCAAAGAUAUCGACAGUAUUACCACCAAAUGCAGAUUGUGGUGUCUUCGUUCGAGCAGGCCGCAGGUUUAGGUUCGGCAAGAUCUUACACAGCCCUUGCUUUACAGACUAUCUCAAAGCAAUUCCGAUGUCUCAAAGAUGCAAUCUCCUCACAAAUAAAAGCCACUAACAAGAGCUUGGGUGAAGAGGAUUGCUUGGGAGCAAAGGCAGAGGGUUCAAGACUGAGGUAUGUCGAUCAACAGCUACGACAACAGCGGGCGCUGCAACAGAUGGGAAUGUUCCAACACAACGCUUGGAGACCCCAGAGAGGAUUGCCUGAACGAGCUGUUUCUGUUCUACGUGCUUGGCUCUUUGACCACUUCCUACACCCAUACCCUAAGGAUUCAGAUAAAAUUCUGCUUGCAAAACAAACUGGGCUAACUCGGAGUCAGGUGUCCAACUGGUUCAUAAAUGCCCGAGUUAGGCUCUGGAAGCCAAUGGUUGAAGAAAUGUAUUCAGAAGAAAUUAAGGAACAAGAGCAAAGUUCUUCUCAGGAUAAUAUUACAAACAAGCGAGAAUCCAACAAGGAAUCGGGAUCAAAAACAAUUUCACCUCAAGAGAGUGCAGCCAUUAGAAUUGAUCAAACUAAAGGCCUUCAAUCAAAACUAGAAACGUUCACCAACCCAAGCUUUUGUUCAACGGAAAUCUCUAACUCUUCAAUGUCAACAUCUCCCAUGGGCGGAUCCAUUCAAACCCAGUCAGCCAUUAACCUAAUUGGAUCGUCCAACAUGCAAAGAAGUCCCAAGAAACCAAGGAAUUCUGAAAUUGAGAAUUCUCCAGAUAGAAUCUUCUCAAUGGAAAUGGCCAUGAAACCCGAUGAGACAAGUACAGAUAAUAUCAGCACAAAGUUUGGAACUGAGAGGGCGCAGACCAAGGAUGGCUAUUUAUUUUUCAGUGGCACUACCGAUAGUGAUGGUGGCGGAUUCAGUACAUAUCCUAUGGGAGACUUUGGAAGGUUUAAUCCCGAGCAAUUAGCACCAAAGUUUCAAGGAAAUGGGGUUUCCCUCACUCUUGGCCUUCCUCACUGUGAGAAUCUGUCUUUAGCAGGAACCGGCCAGCACAGCUACCUCUCGCACCAUAAUAUUCCAAUGGGAAGCAGACUUGAAAUGGGGACCGCUGAAACCGAAUUUUGUGUCAUUAACCCGCCGCAGCAUUCUCACUCUAACGAUGGCUACCAGAACAUCGACAUUCAAAACAGAAAGAGGUUUGCUGCCCAAUUGCUGCCUGAUUUUGUGGCCUGAGAUUGAACUUGCAUGCACCUCUCCCACUUCAGGCCCUUAUAUUUGCUACCAUUGCAAAUCACUUAGGCAUGUUAUCUGCAGGAUAUAUAUUGCAGCUAAAUAUAUAUAUAUAUAUAUAUAUAUAUAUAUAGUUAAUUAAAUGACUCUUUAGGCCAAAGAAUUAAAGGAAAUGGUGAAAGUAGUCUUGUUGAUUUCGGUUUCCACCAUCUUUGUUGUCCAUGCAUUGAUCCUUUGAAAGAGGAGAAGCACGUUUAAAUCUAGGGAAACAAGUCAUAAUAGGGUCGAUAUAGUUGCAGAAAACAAGUAGGUUUUCUUAAUUAAUGGCUUAUGAUCAGUUGAACUUUCAACAUUGGGGAUCGUUUAUGUAUUGUAUUGAUACCCUUUGAUAUUGCUAGCUAGCUAGGUUGAUUGGAAAGUUUCAUGAAUAGCUAAAUGGUAUAUAUAUAUAUAUAUAUAUAUAUAUAUAUAUAUAUAUAUAUAUAUAUAUAGUUUGUAAAUUAAUUUCUUGUAAAUCAUUUGUACGUACAUUUUUGUGUUUCGAGGCAUCAAUAUCAUGCGGUUUCAGGAGGACA